AUGCUCCCUCGAGCUAUCCCGGUGGCGUCGACUGCUGCCCUGAUGUUCGGGUAUCUGGUCGUGGACCCGUCCGCCCGGAUGGCCAGGAUGGGCCGAGCCGGGGGAGCCAUCCUCGAGGAGCACCGUAAGCACAAGCAUGAGAUCGAGCACGAGAAGAAGGAAGAGCGAGCGGAGAGGCAGGGGGAGGAGUCCGACGGGCAGGAUUUCCCACAGGGCCAGAUCGACCGGGAAGAGAAGCCCGCCACCUACACGGCGCUGACCGUGGACCGAAAGGACCUCGAAGAAACACCCCCGGCCGGAGCCGAGGCGGUCGGCGCGGCUUACGACCAACAGGACGGCAUCACGAAGGCCGUCGGCAUCACGCUCCCUCCAGAUGCGUGUCCAGAUCAGAUACCCGGUGUGCCGAACGUCCCGGUGUCGGCUAUGGUGGUCGGGGCGGCUCCGCCGAGCGUGCCGGGGGAGAACUCCCCUCUCCCCGAUCAGCAAUCGGGAGUGCCGAAUUGCCCCGUCGUCAUAACCACAGACGGUGCGGUCACCGCUUCACAGAACGCGGGCAGCACCGCCGUCAAUCCGGAUGCUGCCCAGCUGACGCAGCUGCCACGUUGA
This is a messenger RNA of Klebsormidium nitens, 606 nucleotides long. Lineage: Eukaryota; Viridiplantae; Streptophyta; Klebsormidiophyceae; Klebsormidiales; Klebsormidiaceae. The record is from the annotation of a GenBank genome assembly.